Molecule: messenger RNA, 948 nt
Organism: Suncus etruscus (white-toothed pygmy shrew)
Lineage: Eukaryota; Metazoa; Chordata; Mammalia; Eulipotyphla; Soricidae
Product: olfactory receptor 2A12-like
Exons: 1
Coding region: 1-948 (315 amino acids)
Biological process (GO): G protein-coupled receptor signaling pathway
Cellular component (GO): membrane
Molecular function (GO): olfactory receptor activity; G protein-coupled receptor activity
Source: RefSeq, a predicted model, not a curated record
AUGCAGAGCCUUGACAAGAAAAACCAUACUGCAGUGUCUGAGUUCAUCCUCCUGGGUUUUUCUAGUGAAUCACAGGUCAGAAUGGUCUUGUUCACCUUCUUCCUCCUCCUCUACCUCAUCACCCUUCUGGGAAAUGGACUCAUCGUCUCCUUGAUCUAUCUGGAUUCACACCUUCAUACACCCAUGUAUUUCUUUCUUAGCAUCCUAUCCCUGGUAGACAUGAGCUAUGUCACCACCACUGUUCCCCAGAUGUUGGUUAAUAUGAUAUAUCCAAGAAAGACCAUCAGCUGGGGUGCAUGCUUAGCCCAAAUGUUCAUCUUCUUGGUCCUAGGCAUUGCUGAGUGUGUCCUCUAUGCCAUCAUGGCCUAUGACAGGUAUGUGGCUAUUUGCUUCCCCCUUCACUAUUCCAUCCUUAUGAACCGUUCUGUUUGUAUCAAGAUGGUCAUACUCUGUUGGUCUAUUAGUAUAGCUGGGGCUCUGAUCUAUACUAUCUUCACCAUGCGUCUGCCCUAUUGUGGCCCCUACAAAAUAAACCACUUCUUUUGUGAAGUCCCUGCUGUCUUGAAGUUGGCCUGUGCAGACACAUCUUUCAAUGACAAAUUGGACUUCAUCUUGGGUUUCAUUCUACUUUUGGUACCACUCUCCCUCAUCCUGGCCUCUUAUGUCCGUAUCUUUGCUUCCAUCUUAAGAAUCCGCUCAACUCAAGGUAGACUUAAGUCCUUCUCUACAUGUGCUUCACAUGUCACUGUGGUCACCAUGUUCUAUGGGCCAGCCAUGAUUAUGUACAUGAGACCUGGCUCCUGGUAUGACCCAGAGAGGGACAAAAAACUAGCACUGUUUUACAAUGUAGUCUCUGCUUUCCUCAAUCCCAUCAUUUACAGCCUCAGGAACAAAGAUGUAAAGGGAGCCUUUCUGAAAGUGCUUGGUAACAAAAAGACAGCUCGGUGA